UGACUAACUACACCUUAGCCUAGAAUUAGAUCCACCAUCACUAUACGAAGUACGAACGAAUUCGUGUUCCCCAGGGCUAUGUCAUCCACUCCUCAAUGUGUCGCAGAAAGAGUCCGUCCCAAACCCAACCUCCCAUGGAAGACGAAGCUCCUUCUUAAAGCAAUGUCCUGGAUCGUCCAACCUUCUCUCCGACCCAACAUGACCGUCAACCGACGCCUCCUCAACUUCCUCGAUCUCAAAGCCCCUCACUCUCCCAAUCCCCACCCCCGGUCUGAUGGUAUUGCCUCCUCCGAUAAAAUCGUUGACCCUUAUCGAAACCUCUGGUUCCGCCUCUUCAACCCAAUCCACCCUACCACUGUUGGCAACGAGGUCGUAAGCAUGCCCGUCAUCGUUUUUUACCACGGCGGCGGCUUCAUCCUAGGCCACGCUAACUCGAUGGCGAUGGACAUCAUGGCACGCCGACUCGCCCGUGAACUCCAUGCCAUCGUUCUCUCCGUUGACUACCGCCUCGCGCCGGAGCAUAGGUUUCCGUGCCAGUACGAAGACGGGUUCGACGCGUUGAGAUUCAUCGACGAAAUGGACAGCCGCGAUCUACCUGCCAGCGCUGAUCUUGGACGUUGUUUCCUUGCCGGAGAGAGUGCUGGAGGGAAUCUGGCCCACCACGUGGCGGUCAGGGCUGGCGAGUACGACUUCAAGCGGGUGAAUCUCCUCGGGCUCAUAGCCAUACAACCAUUUUUUGGAGGGGAAGAGCGGGUGGAAUCGGAGAUGGAAUUUUGCCAGGGUCCGGUUCUGUCAUUGGAAUUGACGGACUGGUUUUGGAAGGCCUUUUUGCCUGAAGGGUCAGACAGGGACCAUCCAGCAGCGAAUGUAUUCGGGCCGAAUAAGGUUGACAUCUCUGGGCUGAGGUUCCCUCCCACGCUUCUUUUCAUUGGAGGAUGCGAUCCGUUGAGGGACUGGGAGAUUAGGUACUAUGAGGGGCUAAAGAAAUCCGAGAAACAAGUCUACUUAGUGGAUUAUCCGAAUGCCGUCCAUGGAUUUGCAGGCUUCACCGAUACGCCCGAAUCAUCUUUAUUUUUAUCAGAAGUAAAGGAUUUCAUGCAAAAACAAAUGGCCAAAUUGACGAGGUGACUCACGAAACUGCACCUUCAUAAUUUGCAAGUCAUAUGUAUGGUUGUGUAAUAAUUUUCCGGAUUGUGUAGCCCAGCAGUAUUGUGAAUUACUUGUUAAGAUAUGUCUGAUACUAUUGAAUCCUAACGUCAGAUAAUGACGAUUAUGAUAUUUGGAAGGA
Juglans microcarpa x Juglans regia is the source of this 1288-nucleotide messenger RNA. Its product is annotated as probable carboxylesterase 18. Gene Ontology annotation, biological process: pollen tube growth. Bases 79 to 1128 code for a protein of 349 amino acids. The record is from RefSeq and is a predicted model, not a curated record. NCBI's taxonomy places the organism in Eukaryota, Viridiplantae, Streptophyta, Magnoliopsida, Fagales, Juglandaceae. Gene Ontology annotation, molecular function: carboxylic ester hydrolase activity. The transcript has a single exon.